Molecule: messenger RNA, 2323 nt
Organism: Phoenix dactylifera (date palm)
Lineage: Eukaryota; Viridiplantae; Streptophyta; Magnoliopsida; Arecales; Arecaceae
Product: cation transporter HKT2;1-like
Biological process (GO): monoatomic cation transport; transmembrane transport
Cellular component (GO): plasma membrane
Molecular function (GO): monoatomic cation transmembrane transporter activity
Source: RefSeq, a predicted model, not a curated record
GGUGAAUUCUUCUUUCACCCUCGUACCUGCCUUCCACCCAUGCCAUUGCCUAUAUAAACCCAGUCCUCCUUCCCCUAGCCCCGUCAAGCUUCAUCUCCCUGAAGUUUUUCCCAGAUAUAUAUGGAGAUGGCCAUCUUUUUGGGGCAAUUAAAGAACUAUGCUCAUGCCUUCAUAACCAAUAGAAUUCAUAGUUUCGCACGUGCGAGCAGAUGCAUCCGGGAGCUCGUCAUGUUCUUGUAUCGCUUCUUCUCCUUUCGUGUAAGCCCAUUCUGGAUCCAGCUAUGUUAUUUUGUUUCUCUUGCCUUGUUGGGUUCUCUAGCUAUGAUGGUGCUUAAGCCGGAUAACCCCGCCUUCGGUCCUAGGUACGUUGAUAUGCUGUUCAUGUCCGUAUCCGCACUCACGGUUUCAGGUCUGGGGACUGUUGAAAUGGAGAACUUCUCGAGUUCUCAAAUUGUUGUCCUCGCUCUUUUGAUGUUCUUGGGUGGGGAUGUUUUAGUUUGCUUGCUAGGCCUUCUAUUUAGAAGAUCUCGGCAUGAUAACAGACCAGAGAUUACCAGCAGUAGAAGAGUUGAUUCCAUUGGUAUCGAACUUGACUCUAUGAAACCCUCAAACACCUUAGAUAACAUCGAAUUGGGCCGAGAUGUUUCAGGGACUCCCAUAGAUGAUGGUAAGGAUUUGAUGUCAAGUUGCAUACGAUAUUUAGGAUCCGCGGUGUUGUGUUUUGUUAUUGUAUUUCAUGUAGUGGGUUGUUUAGCGAUCUUUUUGUACAUAAUUCUUGUUUCAAGCGCCAGAGAUGUGUUGAAGAGGAAGGGUAUCAACAACUUCCUGUUCUCCAUAUUCACCACUAUUUCUUCAUUUGCGAAUGGAGGCUUGAUAUCGACGAAUGAGAACAUGUUAAUCUUCAAUAACAACCCGGGUCUCUACCUGAUAAUUAUUCCUCAAAUUCUUGGGGGCAAUUUGCUGUUCCCUCUGUGCCUUAGACUGGUGAUAUGGGCUCUGAGGAGGUUGACCAAAGCUGUGGAGUUCGAGUACAUGUUGAAGAAUCCAUCGGAAAUACAGUUCGGUCAUCUGCGCCCAGACUUGCAGACUCUCUUCUUGUCCCUCACUUGCAUUGGAUUUAUAGCAGCUAUGGUUGCAUUGUUUUGCUCCAUGGACUGGACUUCAGCAGUGUUUCAAGGGCUCAAUUCCUAUGAGAAGCUUGUCAGUGCGUUAUUCAUGGCAGUGAACUCUCGGCAUUCCGGGGAGAACUCCAUCGACAUCUCCCUUGCCUCUCCAUCAGUUAUUGUGCUGUUCAUUCUUAUGAUGUACCUUCCACCUUCCGUAUCCUUUGUACCCAUUCAUGAGAAUGAAUCGAGCUCUGAAGGAGAUAGAAGGGAAAACGAGAAAAGUUGGUCGCCGGUGGACAACUUAUUGUUGUCGCAGCUCUCCAGUAUUGUCAUCUUCAUCAUCAUGAUCUGCAUCACGGAGAGAAAAAAACUGACAGAAGAUCCACUCAACUUCUCCACCUUGAAUGUAAUCUUUGAAGUGACAAGUGGAUAUGGAAAUGUCGGACUGUCGAUGGGCUACAGCUGUUCGCGCUUUCUACGACUGCAUCCUGAUGCACAUUGUCUGGACAGAGCAUAUAGUUUUUCAGGGGCAUGGAGCGAUGAAGGGAAGUUGAUAUUGGCCAUUAUCAUGCUUUAUGGAAGGCUCAAGAAUUUCACCAUUGAAAAUGGUAAAGCUUGGCAGUUACUAUAAGUUGUGAUAUCUAUAUGCUCUUCCUAAGAUUGAGAAAACCUGGAAGGCUCAAGAAUUUCACCAUGGAGAAUGGUAAAGCUUGGAAGUUACUAUAAGUUGUGAUAUCUAUAUGCUCUUCCUAGGAUUUAAAAAACCUGAAAGAGUUGCUUCGAGAGAGAGAAAAAAAGAAGAAGACAGAACCUAAUAGAGAAUGCCUGAGCUGUUGCUUCUGUUGGUGGAAGCCAUUUCUCAGGCGAACUCUGGCAAAGGGAAGCUCAGCUUGUAGACCAAUCCUAUGCGCAGAAUGCAUUCACAAGAAGCCAUGAACGGUCAUUUAACGAUGCUUGACAACAGCAAUGUACCGUAUAUUUCUUUUAGCAAAGCGGUAGCUAUGUAUUCCAAGUAACAGAGAACAGCUGAGCAAGAAGGGCAGAGAUGGGCAAGGAGGUUUCUCUCUCCAACUAAGCUCUUAGCUGACAUCGUCGGUAAUUUCAUCAGUGUAUCUCAUGGGAUCCUUCAAAACAACCAUAUUUACGCUGUAGUUUUUGUCAAUGUGAAUCAAUUGCAAGAUUCACUAGAGAGAAAUGAUACCCAUUACUUCCUAAUA